Selaginella moellendorffii is the source of this 1536-nucleotide messenger RNA. RefSeq names its product tryptophan--tRNA ligase-like. The record is from RefSeq and is a predicted model, not a curated record. Bases 97 to 1338 code for a protein of 413 amino acids. Gene Ontology annotation, biological process: tryptophanyl-tRNA aminoacylation. The transcript has 15 exons. NCBI's taxonomy places the organism in Eukaryota, Viridiplantae, Streptophyta, Lycopodiopsida, Selaginellales, Selaginellaceae. Gene Ontology annotation, molecular function: tryptophan-tRNA ligase activity; ATP binding. Gene Ontology annotation, cellular component: chloroplast; mitochondrion.
UCUACGCUUAUAAUGUACAGUGUUGUUUGGAUAUAUGGUUGCAUAAAGCGCGGGCAAAUAUUUCGAAGGAGAUUACCUCUAGGGUUUUAGCGUGGGAUGUGUGGCGCAGCGGCAGCGGCAGCGAUUCUCUCGCCUCUCUGCUUGCAGGAUCGUUCCCGGCUGCGCAAACUCCCGUGCCUGGCGGAGCACAAUGCCGCAGCUCAAGUGGCGGCCCCUGCGUCUCUCAAGUAUGAUUCUUCCGCGCCUCGGAUCCAGACGAGAAAAAGGGUGGUGUCUGGAGUCCAGCCAACGGGGACAAUUCACUUGGGGAAUUAUCUCGGGGCUAUCAAGAACUGGAUCGAACUACAGGAACUAUACGACACGUACUUUUUUGUUGUCGACCUCCAUGCCAUAACUUUGCCACACGUUCCCGAGGAAUUGUUAAAGGCAACAAAGGCAGCGGCGGCUAUGUACCUUGCAUGCGGUGUUGAUCCAUCCAAGGCUGCCAUGUUUGUUCAGUCUCAUGUUAAAGCUCAUGCGGAACUAACCUGGCUUUUGAGCUGCGUUACACCUAUCAGCUGGCUUAACAAAAUGAUCCAAUUCAAAGAAAAAUCACGAAGACAGGGUGAGGACGUAGGAACUGGACUUCUAACUUACCCUUUACUCAUGGCAUCAGAUAUACUGCUCUAUCAGACAGAUCUUGUCCCUGUUGGCGAUGACCAGCGUCAGCACUUGGAACUGACUCGGGAUGUUGCAGAACGAAUAAACUCUACAUAUGGAGGUCGUAAAUGGAAAAAACUGGGAGGGCGCGGAGGGCGCAUUUUUAAGGUUCCAGAAGCUUUAAUUCCAAAGACCGGGGCGCGUAUCAUGUCGCUUACUGACGGAACAUCGAAGAUGUCGAAAUCAGCGGCGUCAGACCAAUCUCGGAUCAACAUGCUCGAUACACGUGACGUGCGUAAGCAUGCUACUCUAGUUUUUGUUCUCCAAUGGCAUUGUUUGCAGGAUAUUGCAUACAAAAUCAAGCGGUGUAAAACAGAUUCCUUGACGGGGAUGGAGUUUGACAAUCCCGAAAGGCCAGAAUGUAGCAACUUGCUGUCUGUGUACCAGUUAGUGAGCGGGAAGUCCAGACAGGAAGUGGAAGCUGAAUGUCAGGACUUGACAUGGGGCGCAUUCAAGUUUUUGCUCACAGAUGCAUUGGUCGAACAUCUGGAUCCUAUUCAGAAAAGGUACACAGAGGUGAUGAGCGAUGAGAGCUACCUGGAUCAAGUUCUUUGCGACGGCGCUGCCAAGGCCAACGCCAUUGCCAAGAGGACACUGACUGAUUUGUAUGAGGCAAUGGGAUUUGCAGCAGCUCGUUAGCAGUUUAAGUUGCAAUCAGGCAUAAGUUCGCUGUGAGUUUGAUAAAUUGCUUGAUGAUCAUCUACUUGAUACUUUUGUGUAGACUCGGAGCUCCGUGAAAGGACCCGAUACAAAAGCUAAGGCUCACUUUGGCCAUUCCAUACAUGGUCGCCAACCAAAUAGUAUAAAGAAGCCCCCACCACCCUGAGAAUCCAGAGA